Messenger RNA from Punctularia strigosozonata HHB-11173 SS5, 1716 nucleotides. Its product is annotated as HAD-like protein. The record is from RefSeq and is a predicted model, not a curated record. NCBI's taxonomy places the organism in Eukaryota, Fungi, Basidiomycota, Agaricomycetes, Corticiales, Punctulariaceae. The coding region runs from base 1 to 1716 and encodes 571 amino acids. The transcript is spliced from 4 exons.
AUGGACUCCAGCAGAGACAUCAUAGCCCGCGUCCUCAAUCUCGUGUCUGACCGCCUCUUCCGGUCUUAUUCGACGAUGUCCCAGACGCUUCAUGCAACCCCUCUACCCAUGCUGACCCGGUCGGAGUCCGGCACAUCCUCGAGCAGGUAUACAGGAGCCGGCACUCCCGCGUCUUCAACUUCGUCUGCCACAGACGUCGAGGACUCCUUCCAGAAGUCGAGAUCUCCCUCCCCCCGUUCAUGUGGCCGACCUCUUCCUACUCUCGAGGAGCCCAGUCCCAGCGCCGCGCCUCGCUGCGACACGCUCAUUUUCGAUCUUGGCGACGUUCUUUUUACCUGGUCCGCCGAGACCAAGACGACGAUCUCCCCCAAGCUCCUUCACAAGAUUCUUCGCUCCGCAACCUGGUUCGCGUACGAGAAGGGGGACCUUGGCGAGGAGGAAUGCUACGCCCUCGUGGCGAACGAGUUCGGCGUCCCUGCCUCUGAGGUCGCCGCCGCGUUCCAGGGCGCUCGUGAUUCUCUAAAGGGUAGCCCUGACAUGAUCAACCUCAUUCGAGCUCUCAAGCUCGCAUCUCCUCACCUUCGCGUUUUCGCCAUGUCCAACAUCUCUGCUCCUGACUGGGCCGUGCUUCGCGGGAAGGCACCUGCUGAAGAGUGGGCCCUUUUUGAUAGGGUGUUCACAUCCGCGGAGGCGCGCGAGCGGAAGCCCAAUCUUGGCUUCUACCGCCAUGUUCUUGCUACCACAGGCGUCGACCCUCUACAGGCGGCGUUCGUGGACGAUAAGCUGGAGAAUGUGCUCAGCGCGCGCUCUGUUGGUCUACACGGCGUCGUAUUCGACUCUUUUGAGUCUGUGUCGAAGCAAUUGUGGAAUCUUGUAUCGGAUCCCCGGGAGCGAGCGCUCAGGUACCUCGACGCCAACGCCAAGCGGCUUGAUUCCGUCACCGACACCGGCAUCGUCCUGCGGGAGAAUUUCGCCCAACUUCUCAUUCUCGAGGCGACAGGGAAUCGCGAACUUGUCAACUAUGUCGAGCACCCCCGCCUGUUCAACUUCUUCCAAGGCGAGGGCGUCUUCACGACCGCACAGUUUCCUUGUGACCUUGAUACGACGUCCAUAGGGCUCACCGUGGCCCCCCACAUCGAUGACGCUACGAAACGCAGCGUCAUGGACGAGAUGGUCACCUACCUCAACAAGGACGGGAUUAUUCAGACGUACUUCGACCGCAGUCGGCCUCGUAUCGAUCCGAUUGUCUGUAUCAACGUCUUGACCCUCUUUCAUUCGAACGGUCGCGGCGACGAACUCGCCGCUACCCUGGACUGGGUCUACGACAAUCUGCAACAUCACGCGUACAAAGACGGAACCUACUACUACUACGGCCCGGACACAUUCCUUUUCUUCCUUUCGCGCCUCAUGUCCGUAUCGCCGACGGUACACGCGCGCUUCGCGCCGCUCUUCUCGCGACGCGUCUUGGAACGCUUUGGCGCCGAGGGGGAUGCGAUGGCUCUAGCCAUGCGCAUAAUCGCUGCGUCAAAGGUUCAAUUCUGCGAUACCGUUGACUAUCAGAGGCUGCUCGAUAUGCAGGAAGUUGAUGGAAGCUGGCCGGUGGGCUGGGUUUACAAAUAUGGAGGCGCCGACAUCGUCAUCGGCAAUAAGGGCUUGACCACCGCCCUCGCUAUCGAAGCCGUCGAGGCAGUCAGGAGCCUUCACGCUGUAUUGUAG